Fundulus heteroclitus (mummichog) is the source of this 2698-nucleotide messenger RNA. RefSeq names its product DnaJ heat shock protein family (Hsp40) member A2b (gene dnaja2b). The transcript has 9 exons. Gene Ontology annotation, molecular function: ATP binding; Hsp70 protein binding. Gene Ontology annotation, cellular component: cytosol; cytoplasm. NCBI's taxonomy places the organism in Eukaryota, Metazoa, Chordata, Actinopteri, Cyprinodontiformes, Fundulidae. The record is from RefSeq and is a predicted model, not a curated record. Gene Ontology annotation, biological process: response to heat; protein refolding. The coding region runs from base 1 to 1239 and encodes 412 amino acids.
AUGGCGAACGUUGCGGACACCAGGCUGUACGACAUCCUCGGAGUUUCACCCUCCGCCUCGGAAAACGAGCUGAAGAAGGCCUACCGCAAAUUGGCCAAAGAGUACCAUCCUGACAAGAAUCCCGAUGCUGGCGACAAGUUCAAGGAAAUAAGUUUUGCUUAUGAUGUGUUGACAAACCCAGAGAAGAAGGAGCUUUAUGAUCGCUAUGGAGAGCAGGGGCUCCGGGAGGGAGGAGGAGGAGGGCCCGGCAUGGAUGAUAUCUUCUCCCACAUUUUUGGUGGAGGACUCUUUGGGUUCAUGGGUGGUCGGGGUAAUCGAAGCAAUGGCGGCAAGAGGAGAGGAGAGGAUAUGGUGCACCCUCUGAAAGUUUCCCUUGAAGACCUGUACAACGGCAAAACUACAAAACUGCAGCUUAGUAAGAAUGUGUUGUGCGGUGCCUGCAACGGUCAAGGGGGUAAGGCUGGAGCGGUACAGAAAUGUGUGACAUGCAGAGGAAGAGGGAUGAAAAUCAUGAUCAGACAGCUGGCCCCAGGGAUGGUACAGCAGAUGCAGUCCGUCUGCACCGACUGCAACGGAGAGGGUGAGGUGAUAAACGAGAAGGACCGCUGCAGGAAGUGCGAGGGUCAGAAGGUUUGUAAGGAGACGAAGCUUCUGGAGGUUCAUGUGGACAAAGGCAUGAAGCACGGACAGAAGAUCACGUUCUCUGGGGAAGCUGACCAAGCACCAGGUGUCGAACCGGGGGACAUAGUUCUGGUGCUGCAAGAGAAAGACCACGAGGAGUUCCGACGCGAUGGCAGUGACCUUCACAUGGUCCAGCGCAUCGGCCUCGUCGAGGCUCUGUGUGGUUUCCAGAUCACCAUCACACACUUGGAUGGACGUCAGCUGCUGGUCAAAUACCCACCGGGCAAGGUCAUUGAGCCAGGUUGCGUUCGAGUGGUGAAAGGAGAGGGAAUGCCUCAGUACAGAAAUCCAUUUGAAAAAGGAGAUCUUUACAUCAAGUUUGAUGUUCAAUUCCCUGAAAGCAACUGGAUUAGUCCUGAAAAACUGAACGACUUGGAGAACCUUCUUCCGGCCCGUGCCGACAAUCCGGACAUCGCUGCAGACGCUGAAGAAGUCGACCUGGCAGAGUUUGACAGAAGUCAAGGGUCUGGCAGUGGAGGCAGGAGAGAGGCGUACAACGAUAGCUCUGAUGAUGAAGGGGGCCAUCACGGCCCAGGGGUGCAGUGCGCGCACCAGUAGAAAGACUCAUACAUAGACUUUCACAUAAACGCCCUUCAAGUUCCAUUGCUAGCACUACUCGAGACCUGAUGCAGACACACACACACACACACACACAUACAUAUUUCUCUUUUCAUGCCUCCAGUGACAAGCUAAUGCACAAAAUCCUAAUAAAAAAACAAAGUAAACAAGUCUCCCUCCUCAGUUCCAUGGUUGCAACACCUACUCAGAGAGAUCGUGGUUGAAUGAUGAAAGUUUAAGUUUGUAAAUGUCUCCAGCAAGGAAGUCUGUAUUCAUCCUAAGCUUUUAUCCUUUUCUGUGUAAAAACAGGCUAGUCUACAAGGCGGCGAAUACAGGUGAUUUAUUUUUGAGUUGAGGUGUAAUUAAUUCGGUCACAAAAAGGAACGCAUGCUGCUUCUUGCCAAAGGUCUUGGCUGUGGAUUCCCAGAGUGACAAAAAGAGACCGGCGUACUUUUAGAAAGUUUAUAUUGAAGUGGCCCGCUGCCACAUAAGAUAAUCUGAUUAGAUUUUUUUUUUUUUACGUAGCUCCCCAAAUAUUUAACCAGCCUCCUAAUUUACAACAUGAUGUACAAGCUAAAGUUGAGUGACCAUAUACUGAACAUGUAAUUUGCGUGUUUUUUUUUUGUGUUUUUUUUUUUUUAAGUUUCUAGCUGUUUCAAACUAUUUAAAAGCUCUGAACACCUCACAGACCUGAUAUUGUUUUUUGUUUUGUUUUUUUCUUCUUCCUUAGUCUGGAAUAUAAACUUCUUUAUCUUGUUGGUGUGAAUAUUUGUGUCUUUUGAAACCACAAGCCUUGCAGUUACGGAUUUUAAGAGUUGAUGACACACUUUGUUUGUUUGGAAAGCCGCGCUGUCUCUGUGUGUGGGAGCUGUUGUUGAAUGUUCUAGUUUAUUAGGCUGGUUGGUGUUGCUGCUUUGUGGUAAACUGCAGUGAGAUUGGAUACCAAAUAAAGUGAAAUGACGAUGAAAAACCUAAAUGUUUGAGAGAAUCUCAGAUCUACCUUUAUUCCCUCUCUUCUUACUUAAACCGUAUUGUAGGAAAAACUGCUAAGGCACAAACACACACUCGAGCUUUCUGUAUAGAUAUCCUCCUAUUGUAUGGUUAUUAACCAAACCCACUUCCCUUCACAUGUUACGCCAUUUCCAUCCUCAUGUCUGUAAAUAGAAACCGUACCGGUCGAUGCGUGCAUUCAACGUUUACGGAGGCCCUCAUUCUGCAAUUACUACACUUCCCUGAAACACUCGCGCAAAUGGUCGGCAUAUACAUGUAAAUGUUCACAUGAAGUUUUAACAGGAGCCACUCUUGGAUGUUUACAUGCACCUCUGUGACUCAUUGUGUAUGUAACUUUGGCUUCUCGGGAUAAUGUGCACAGUUUAAAGGGGGUUCUAGUGAAAUUUCAUAAUUGUUAAAUGCUUAUGGUUGUCAAGAUGGUAAUUAAAAUGUAUAUUAAACAACAGCA